This is a messenger RNA of Aspergillus mulundensis, 1644 nucleotides long. Its product is annotated as sugar porter family MFS transporter. The record is from RefSeq and is a predicted model, not a curated record. NCBI's taxonomy places the organism in Eukaryota, Fungi, Ascomycota, Eurotiomycetes, Eurotiales, Aspergillaceae. Gene Ontology annotation, biological process: transmembrane transport; carbohydrate transport. Gene Ontology annotation, molecular function: carbohydrate:proton symporter activity. Gene Ontology annotation, cellular component: plasma membrane. The transcript has 2 exons. Bases 1 to 1644 code for a protein of 547 amino acids.
AUGGGUGUUGAGUCUUCUUCUUAUCAUGGGGAAUCCAUUACCCCCGCUCCGGCUGUUCAGCCGCAGCACCACUCUAGCCAAGAGACCAUUGGCAGCACCAAGCCUGAGCUUGGGGUCGACACCCCUGUCCCCCGCAUCACGCUGCGCGCUGCCGUCAUGGGCCUGUUCGUCUCCAUGGGUGGCCUCCUCUUCGGAUAUGACACCGGUCAGAUCUCUGGUUUUCAGGAAAUGUCCGACUACCUUGAACGCUACGGUCAGCUCCAGUCGGAUGGUUCAUAUGCCUUCAGCAACGUCCGGUCUGGUCUGAUUGUUAGUCUGCUGUCUAUUGGUACACUCGUUGGUGCUCUUUGUGGUGCUCCCGUCGCCGACAAGCUUGGUCGAAAAUGGUCCAUCACUGUCUGGUGUAUGAUCCUCAUCGUCGGCCUGAUCGUCCAGAUCUCCGCCCCCUCCGGCAACUGGGUCCAGAUGGUGAUGGGCCGUUGGACCACUGGUCUGGGUGUCGGUGGAUGCUCCCUUGUCGUACCCAUGUACCAAGGAGAGAGCGCCCCUAAACAUGUUCGUGGAGCUAUGAUUAGUUCCUACCAGCUGUUUGUCACGCUCGGUAUCUUCCUAGCGUACUGUAUCAACCUGGGAACCGAGAGUAUGGAGGGCAGUGCCCAAUGGCGCAUUACCCUUGGCUUGACCUUCCUGUUUGCCCUUAUUCUCGGCCUCGGCAUGGCUAUGUUCCCUGAGAGCCCUCGCUUUGCCUACCGCCACGGCAAGAUCGAUGCUGCCCGUCAAACCAUGGCCCGUCUGUAUGGUGUUCCCGAAAACCACGUCGUCAUCGUUCGCGAGCUGGCUGAAAUUCAAGCCCAGCUCGAUGCCGAAAGCGAGCAGACCCAGGUGUGGCACGAAUUCAUUACCGCCCCGCGCAUGUUCUACCGCAUUAUCCUUGGUAUCGUCCUUCAAGCUCUCCAGCAACUCACCGGCGCCAACUACUUCUUCUACUAUGGUACCACUAUUUUCCAAGGUGCCGGUAUUUCCAACUCCUUCGUGACCCAGGUCAUCCUUGGUGCCAUUAACUUCGGCACAACCUUCGGUGGUCUCUACGUUGUUGAGAACUUCGGUCGUCGCAAGUCUCUUAUCGCCGGUGCUACCCUGAUGUUCAUCUGCUUCAUCAUCUUCGCCUCCAUUGGCCACUUCAUGCUCGAUGUUGAUCACCCUGAGAAUACUCCCGGCCCCGGUAAGGGUAUGGUUGUCGUCGCGUCCUUCUUCGUCCUGUUCUACGCCACCACCUGGGGUCCGAUCGUCUGGUCUAUUGUUGCCGAGCUCUUCCCCUCCAAGUACCGUGCCAAGGGUAUGGCUCUUGCCACCGCCUCCAACUGGCUCUGGAACUUCCUUAUUGGAUUCUUCACUCCCUUCAUCACCGGAGCCAUUGACUUUGCCUACGGCUACGUUUUUGCCGGCUGUCUCCUCGUCGCUGUCUUCGUCGUCUACUUCUUUGUCAUCGAGGGCAAGGACCGAACCCUCGAGGAGCUCGACUGGAUGUACAUCAACCACGUCAAGCCUUGGGAGAGCAGCAAGUACGAGAUCCCCCGGAUCACGUACCACGAUGAUGCCCGGGGCGCUAGGAAGGAGAACACUGAGCACGCGGAGAUUGCUUAG